Anopheles cruzii is the source of this 3764-nucleotide messenger RNA. It is a transcript of the gene Adss, whose product is annotated as adenylosuccinate synthetase. Gene Ontology annotation, molecular function: GTP binding; adenylosuccinate synthase activity. The transcript has 8 exons. Lineage: Eukaryota; Metazoa; Arthropoda; Insecta; Diptera; Culicidae. The record is from RefSeq and is a predicted model, not a curated record. Bases 497 to 1882 code for a protein of 461 amino acids. Gene Ontology annotation, cellular component: cytoplasm. Gene Ontology annotation, biological process: IMP metabolic process; 'de novo' AMP biosynthetic process.
GAAUUUUCGCUCGCGCACGAGGCUCGUGUGUUUUUCCUCCGGCGUUUCGCGCUCGGCAGCGAGAACUGUUGGUGGUGUUCUAAUAAUUUUUCGUUUUCCGAUUGCCGGCUCAUAGUUAACCGGAUUCGCGCGGUUCGCCCGGGAUUGUUCAGUGUUGGCCAUUGACACGGUUUUUCAUUUUGCACAUUUUCUUCGCUCCUCGUGGUAACCGAUUGGAGGGCUGCACAAAACAUCAAAGUGUGCUGCUACAGUCUGCUGUAUGAUUUGAGGCUUUUUCGCUGCUCAGUUUUUUGCCACUGUCCGCCGGAAGUGAGUUGUGUAACAUUCAGCCGUCAGCAUCUAAGAUUCGGUUUCAAACCAAACAACAUUUGACACAGCAUCCGUAGCCGGUGAACUUGAAACAAAUCCCCGAAGUCGAGGGUAUUUUGCACUCGACUUAGUAUUUGGCGGUUAUAAAGUAUAAAGCGUGAAUAUUCGACAAACCCGAUUCGCGAGCAUGAUGUCGAAAAGUCAGGAAGCAGCUGUGAACGGGACCAUGAACCAUAAUAAUGGCGAAGUGCGCAACACCCACGAACAGAUGCACGAACGCCGCCACAACCUAUACCCCUCGAAGGUAACAGUGGUCCUCGGAGCUCAGUGGGGCGACGAGGGCAAGGGCAAGGUGGUCGAUAUGUUGGCCACCUAUGCGGACAUUGUCUGCCGUUGUCAGGGUGGCAAUAAUGCCGGCCACACGGUGGUGGUUGGAGACAAGAAUUUCGACUUCCACCUGCUACCCAGCGGCAUCAUUCACGAUAAAUGCACAUCUAUUAUUGGAAACGGUGUCGUCGUCCACUUGCCGGGCUUGUUCGAGGAGCUGGCCAAGAAUGAAGCGAAAGGCCUAAAAAGCUGGGAGAAGCGACUGAUCAUCUCCAACCGUGCUCACCUGGUGCUGGACAUGCACCAGCAGGUGGAUGGCCUGCAGGAAGCCGAAAUGGGUGGAAAGUCGCUCGGCACAACGAAAAAGGGCAUCGGCCCGUGCUACUCCAGCAAAGCGACCCGCAACGGUAUCCGUGUGUCGGAUCUGCUCGGCGACUUUAAAGUGUUCAGCGAAAAAGUUGAGGUUCUAGCGACAAUGUAUAAACGCUUGUAUCCCGGUUUUUCGAUCGAUCUGAACGCAGAGCUUGCACGAUAUCGGGAGUUCGCGGAACGGUUGAGACCGUUAGUGCGCGACUCGGUGUCGUAUCUGCACGCGUCACUCAAGGAAGGCAAGAUCGUCCUGGUGGAGGGAGCUAAUGCCGCCAUGCUGGACAUUGACUUUGGCACUUAUCCGUAUGUGACGAGCAGCAAUUGUAGUAUCGGUGGAGUACUGACCGGUCUUGGUCUGCCACCGCAAUCGAUCGGUGAGGUAGUCGGUGUCGUGAAAGCUUACACAACGCGUGUAGGUGAUGGCCCGUUCCCGACGGAGCUCAAGGAUGAAAUUGGAUCGUUUCUCCAGAAACGCGGUGGGGAAAUCGGUGUCACAACGCUGCGAAUUCGGCGCUGCGGUUGGCUCGAUCUUGCCCUGCUCCGAUACACCUCCAUGGUAAACGGUUAUACUGCGGUCUGUUUGACUAAGUUAGAUAUUCUGGAUACACUAGCCGAGAUCAAGGUCGCCGUUAGCUACAACUUGAACGGCAAGAAGAUCGACUAUUUCCCCGGUUCGAUCACCGAUCUGGGGCAGGUGGAGGUGAACUACAUCACCAUGCCUGGUUGGUUGAAAUCGACCGAAAAUGUGCGCGAUUUUGCCGAGCUGCCUCCGCAGGCUCAGGAUUACAUUCGACUAAUCGAGAACGAGAUGGACGUGCCAGUGAAGUGGAUCGGUGUCGGCAAGGGCCGGGAGUCGAUUAUCUGCGUAAAAGAAUAAACCAUGCGCCCCGUCUGCGAAGCAAAAUGAAAAGCCAGUCACCGUUUGAGCAGCACACAUUACAUCACCCGGUGUACGCCAUGAUGGGAUUCAGCGGAUUUUCGUUUCGUCUGUCUUAGAAAAACAGUACAUUGCCAUGAACGCUCGCAAUCGUUAGGUUAGCUUCUGAUUGGACUGUGUAUUAGUUUUACUUUCAAGGUAUUCACACACCGCCGACGUAAAUUUCGGAACGACACGUAACGUAGCGCGCAACGCGUCAACACCGCUUUGUCUUAUAUGAGUUUCUAUGGGGCACUUCACACCGGUUGUCGGCGUCGACAACGUCAACUUCGUACGCCGGUGAUUUCAACCGGUGUGAAGUGCUCCAAAAGUGCAUACAAGUGCUGUGUAGUGCAUACAAUCCCAUACAAGACAACGCGUUUUGACGUGUUGCACGCUAUGUUACGUGUCGUUUCGAAAUUUACGUCGGCGGUGUGUGUGCCUUAAGUUUUAGUUGUUUCCCAACAGUCGCUUCCUUCGCUGGCUCAGCCGCUAAAUGAAGUAAUGAAUCUAUUAGGUACCCUAAGUUCCGGCCAGAGGCUUCCAAUAGUAUACACUUUUAACCAUUAAAUGGUUAUUGGUGAAUAUAGGCAACCUAUCGUUUCUUGCAGGGCUUGUUGUCGCUUCAAUUCGAUGCACACGCCAUACAGUGGCAAAGUGUGCUCCAAACGCACAAUUUAUGGAGGAACGGAUACGGAUGUUACGCGCCACAGAACGCUUGAUUGGAAUUGAUGAAAAAGAGUCUAAACCGUAUCGUACGCUUAUUUAACCAGUCCUCGGUAAUUAAUAGCUCCGUUCGGGGUGAAAAGGUGAAAAUCUGGCAACAGAAGCCGCACGCAAACUUUAUGCGAAGAUUAUAAAUGUGCAUAACAUAAUGUGUAUAAAUGUGCAAAAUGAUCGACACACAUGCACGACAAAACGUUAAUGUGCAUUAAAAAGUUGAACGUUACAAAACAGCAAACCGCAAUGGCACCCAGUAGUUAGGUAGACGUUGUCCAAUAUCCCUUUAUAGGUUUGGGUGACCCCGGAACAUGAUGGAUGUUAGCUAGAGUAGGUGUUAGUUGAUGUGCUGCAUCUCACAUGCAAACCAACCGAAGAGAAGAUGUCGAUUGAUUUUUUUUCAGAUGCUGCAAACGAAGUGAAAAUGAACACUACCUGAUGAGAAGAAUUCGCUUGAAAUUUCAAGUACGUAAAAAGAAAGAGAGAGAACCGAAAGGUUUACUGUUACGUAUUAUUUUUUACCAUAAUUUUCUUGUUCGAUAAUGAAGCGAGAUGAAGUUUCGGGAUGGGUCAUUUAGAACAUGAAACCGACGGAAUUAUCAGCGAUCAGAGGCCAGUGUGAAGGAAAAAUAAAACACUGAAAAAAGAGUGCAGAGCCUACACAAUUACUUAAAAAGUACGUUUUUUAAAUUGAUUAUAGAGACUUUGAGCUGCAGUAGCUUAACAUUCGUCUCUCACUUAGAAAGUACUGUAAACGAAGGUGGUAGAUAUUUUGUUUUAUAUAUAUAACCUACGUCCCUUAAAGACUGUCUUUUUGUCCCGAUUAGUCACUCUAGUGGCGCUGUCGGGAGGAUGGAGCGUCCCUUUAGUUUGCCAUAUAAUUUUAUGCUUUGCUUGGGAAUAUCCCUUACAGAAGGAGACACUGUUAAUAUGUAUGUAAAGAAAACCUCUUAAACCGAUCACUGCAUCACUACGCGAAGUGCACGUUUAGCACCAAACACAGCUGAACUAUUAGGUGUACCAGGCUAGGUGUCUUCCCAGAAGCUUUUUCUUUUAUUGUGACUAAACAAACGACAUUUUUGUCAUUACUUUUACAAUAAAGUGUAAAAUAUGCGAAAACAUA